CAUGUGUAUACGAUAGAGAGUAUCAAAUUUACGAGGAAUUAUUCUUACAGGUUUUACAUGGUUAAAGAUAUUGUUACGUUACUCGAUCGUACAUGUACGGAAAGAAAACAGCGAUUUAUGUGUGAAAAACAAACUUCUACACAAAGAUAAGUUGGCCGACGUAUUUCAUGCGUGAUUUUAUACGGCUUGAUAUUUAUUAUUUCGAUUGAUACCUCUUCAAUAGAAAAAUACAGGCACAAUGCCCGAAAGCACGAUGGAUUCCGGGAAGAUCGUAAAAAUGGACGUGGAUUACAGCGGUAGUUGUGAUACAAAAAUUCCAGAAUGUAAAAAGCUGGCACAAGAAGGAAAGUUGCACGAUGCCUUGGAUCAGUUGUUGACCUUGGAAAAAUUAGCGCGAACGAGUGCGGAUGUGUCGUCUACGUCGCGAAUUCUUGUAGCUAUCGUUGAAAUUUGUUUAGAAGCAAAAAAUUGGGCAGCAUUAAAUGAACACGUAGUUUUACUAUCCAAAAGACGGUCUCAGUUGAAACAAGCUGUUACAAAGAUGGUCCAAGAAUGUUGUACUUAUGUGGAUAAGAUGCCUGAUAAGGAAACGAAAAUUAAAUUGAUAGAAACUCUACGCGCAGUUACAGAGGGAAAGAUAUACGUGGAAGUUGAAAGAGCUAGACUUACCCAUCGUUUGGCAAAAAUCAAGGAGGAGGAGGACGAUAUUUCGGGCGCUACAGCUGUUAUGUUAGAAUUACAAGUCGAAACAUACGGUAGUAUGUCACGUUUGGAGAAAGCGGCCCUUAUCUUGGAACAAAUGCGGCUAUGCUUGGCGAAGAAAGAUUUUAUGCGUACUCAAAUAAUCGCUAAGAAAAUUAAUGUUAAAUUUUUCAAUGACGAUAACGACCAAGAAACGCAAACCCUGAAACUGAAAUAUUACGAUUUGAUGAUGGAAUUAGCUCGCCACGAAGGUUGGCAUUUAGAAUUGUGUAGGCAUAAUCGAGCUGUGCUCGAAACUCCAGCUGUUAGAGAUGAUCCAAAGAAGAGGCACACUGCUCUCUCUCGGGCUGUUCUUUACCUGGUACUCGCGCCACAUGAGCCAGAACAAGCUGAUUUGACCCACAGACUGCUUACGGAUAAACUUCUAGAUGAGAUACCAACAUACAAGGAGUUGUUACGCCUUUUCGUGAACCCAGAGCUGAUUAAAUGGUCCGGCCUUUGUGAAAUUUACGAAAAAGAAUUAAGGGCAACCGAGGUCUUUACUGCUUCGACCGAAGAAGGUUGUAAACGAUGGGCCGAUCUUCGAAAUCGUGUCGUGGAACAUAAUAUCAGAAUUAUGGCUAAAUAUUACACGAAAAUCACUCUAACACGAAUGGCCGAGUUAUUGGACUUACCGGUUGAAGAAACGGAAGCGUGCCUCUGCAGUUUAGUGGAAACUGGUGUAAUAAAUGCUCGGACGGAUCGUCCAGCUGGUGUAGUUCGUUUCACGGGAACUCAGGAACCAGCUGCUCUUUUAGAUGCGUGGGCCGCUUCGUUAUCGAAAUUAAUGAGCCUUGUCAAUAAUACAACACAUCUCAUUCAUCAAGAAGAAAUGUUGGCUGUUGCUCAGUCCUGAGAAAGUACAUUUAAGUUCUCUGUUCUUUUCUUUUUGUAAUCAUUCUCUACCACCUCUUGUUCUUUGUAUAAUCUUUACGCAUUAGGAGCAGUACAUUUUGUACAUUAAUAAACUGUACGUGUUAUUUUUCGUUAGACGAAGAAGGACGUGUAAAAAUA
Molecule: messenger RNA, 1755 nt
Organism: Osmia lignaria (orchard mason bee)
Lineage: Eukaryota; Metazoa; Arthropoda; Insecta; Hymenoptera; Megachilidae
Gene: Rpn5
Product: regulatory particle non-ATPase 5
Cellular component (GO): cytoplasm; proteasome regulatory particle, lid subcomplex
Source: RefSeq, a predicted model, not a curated record